AUGUUGCAAAAGUUGUGUGAGACGAACAAAUCAGCUGUGUUUGAUAACUUUACUUGUAAGGAUCUGGAAAAGCCACCAUUGGCCUCGACACCUGCACUAAGUGCAGAAGAUCGUCCAUCCCCCGGACCCGAAGAUGGGAAUCAGGGUAACGAUUCACAAGAGGCGGAGGCGACGAACGGUAAUCAUGGUGAGGCUGCAUCACAUGCGGCACAUUCCUCUGCAGGUGGGACUACAACAGAAAGCCAAACUCAAGAGUCUACUGCCGCAACGGAAUCAGAAGAAACCACUUCCACUACCACCACCAACACAACAACAACAACACUUCCUUCUGUACCCAACACAGAGAUCAGCAGCACCAUCGCCUCUAAUAUGCAGAACAAGGCUAAUGCUGAUAGCAGUGUCAGUCCUGUGUGGAUGGGCACUGCAGCACCGCUGCUGAUUGUGGCUGUCUUGUUCUCCGCUACUGUGUACUGA
This is a messenger RNA of Trypanosoma theileri, 474 nucleotides long. RefSeq lists its product as uncharacterized. The record is from RefSeq and is a predicted model, not a curated record. The coding region runs from base 1 to 474 and encodes 157 amino acids. The transcript has a single exon. Lineage: Eukaryota; Euglenozoa; Kinetoplastea; Trypanosomatida; Trypanosomatidae.